AUGUUUGUUGCAGUAAAAGACACAAGUACUAAUGGUACGAUCGACAACUUGACAACGUUAGUGCAAAUGUUUGGACUGCCCAACCGUUUGGUCACUGACAAAGGGACAUGCUUUACGGCCAGAAAGUUUGAAGAGUUCUGCGAAGAGAAAGGGGUACACCAUACGUUAACCUCAACGCGAAGACCACAAGCAAACGGGCAAGUAGAACGUACAAAUAGUAUUGUGCUGUCAAUGUUGGUUGCACAGGUUACGAAAGAAGAUGAAUGGGACCAGUGGCUGCCAGUAGUACAGAUGCAGAUCAAUAACAGUGAGAGCAAGGUAACUCAGAGGACAACAUUCGAACUGUUACAUGGGUACCGACCUCGGUUUAGACUGGGGAAGACAAGAGAACUAUCAGAAACAGUAGACACUUGGACGUGUCCAAAUGAACUGUGGGAGGAGGCCAGGGAAGCUUCUGAGAGGUCAAAAGCAAAGAUGAAAGAAGACUAUGAUUUGCACCGACACAACAACACUAAGUAUACGGUUGGAGAAAUUGUUGUGAUGACGACAGUGCCUACUCAUACGGGGCAAUCAACCAAAUUGCAAAAUAAAUACAGAGGCCCAUUGACAAUCACAGAAGUAUUGCCAGGAGAUGUCUAUCGGGUUGCUCAACUACAAGAAGAUGAGAAAAGACGUUUUACAACAACAGCACAUGUAUCUCAGCUCAAAUCUUGGAGGUUGGAGGAUGAACCAGACGAAGCGAGUGAUACCAGCGAGGAAGAAGGACGAGGGCCAAAUGGUGAGACCAGUUGUGAAGAUGAUGCUGAUCCACCACCAGAACACCAGAAGAAUGGCAAAGAGGUUAGGAGAUCGGUCAGGGUCAGGAAGAAGCCUACAAGGCUAGACGAUUAUGUCUAA
Macrosiphum euphorbiae (potato aphid) is the source of this 897-nucleotide messenger RNA. The record is from the annotation of a GenBank genome assembly. NCBI's taxonomy places the organism in Eukaryota, Metazoa, Arthropoda, Insecta, Hemiptera, Aphididae.